CCUCGCGCGCAGCCGCGCCGCCUGCUCUGCCCUGGUGGGAUCCGCGGCCGCAUGGCUUCGGCCUCCGCUGCUGCCCUCUCGGGCCGCGGGGCCCGGAACCUGCUGCAGUUUCUGCGGCUUGUGGGGCAGCUCAAGAGAGUCCCACGCACUGGCUGGGUGUAUAGAAAUGUCGAGAGGCCAGAGAGUGUGUCAGAUCACAUGUACAGGAUGGCAGUUAUGGCUCUGCUGACCAAAGAUGACCAUCUCAACAAAGACCGAUGUGUCCGCCUAGCCCUGGUUCACGAUAUGGCAGAAUGCAUCGUUGGGGACAUAGCACCAGCAGAUAACAUCCCCAAGGAAGAAAAACAUAGGCGAGAAGAGGAAGCCAUGAAGCAGCUGACCCAGCUUCUCUCAAAGGAUCUUGGAAAAGAGCUCUAUGAACUUUGGGAAGAGUAUGAGACCCAGUCUAGUCCAGAAGCCAAAUUUGUGAAGCAGCUGGACCAAUGUGAGAUGAUUCUUCAGGCAUCUGAAUAUGAAGACCUUGAGAACAAGCCCGGGCGACUGCAGGAUUUCUAUGACUCCACAGCAGGAAAAUUCAGUCACCCUGAGAUAGUCCAGCUUGUUUCUGAACUUGAGGCAGAAAGAAACGCUACCAUAGCUGCCGCCGCCAGUGAGCCGUGUUCCUGAGUUGGUCUCUAUGUUGUUGCACUCCUGUAACAAACAUUUUAUUUUUCCAUUUCAUAAUACUGUGCUUUGCCACUGUUGGUCUAUUGAUUUCCUCAGAUGUGAGUCUGUUUAUUUUCAAUUCCCUGGACUCCAGCAAGAAACGCGAUGCAUUUUGGGCAAAAAAAGAAGCUACAGAACAGGAUGUGGUCACGGAUGAAGAUUUGGGGGUGGGUGCCUUUUUAUGAACUAAAUUAAAUAAAUUUAAAAACAUUAAACUUUGGAAUAUUUUUUGGAGGUUUUAAUUCAUCUAAUUCUGCAUUAAUACCCUACAUCUCCGAGGGCCAGAUUCAUUGAAUGAUAGAAAAUUUAAUUAUGAUUGUUUUUAAGAACAGAUUAUUCAGCUGACUUCGUGAUAAGGAUCCAGGAAACAGAAUGUGCUGCAUGCAUGCUCUCCUCAGACGAAGUGCUGCUUUAUUCAAAUGAUCACGCUCUGGAAACAGACUUUUAAUUUCACUUUGACCUGCUUUAGGUCCCUGAUCAUGGACUUGUAAACCUGCUAACAGGUGCCUUCCCUUCCCCCAAACCCCAGUCCUUUUUGUCAUUUGGAGAUAUAAAUUGGGGCAUGCAAUUUCAAA
Messenger RNA from Hipposideros armiger (great roundleaf bat), 1280 nucleotides. RefSeq names its product HD domain containing 2 (gene HDDC2). The transcript has 6 exons. Bases 52 to 666 code for a protein of 204 amino acids. The record is from RefSeq and is a predicted model, not a curated record. Gene Ontology annotation, cellular component: cytoplasm. Lineage: Eukaryota; Metazoa; Chordata; Mammalia; Chiroptera; Hipposideridae. Gene Ontology annotation, molecular function: 5'-deoxynucleotidase activity.